Molecule: messenger RNA, 2139 nt
Organism: Fonsecaea pedrosoi CBS 271.37
Lineage: Eukaryota; Fungi; Ascomycota; Eurotiomycetes; Chaetothyriales; Herpotrichiellaceae
Exons: 1
Coding region: 1-2139 (712 amino acids)
Biological process (GO): fatty acid beta-oxidation using acyl-CoA oxidase; lipid homeostasis
Cellular component (GO): peroxisome
Molecular function (GO): fatty acid binding; acyl-CoA oxidase activity; FAD binding
Source: RefSeq, a predicted model, not a curated record
AUGGCCGACUUUACGCAGCGGCUGAAGCCAGCAGACCCCCAAUGCACUCAGAUCCUGGCGGAUGAGCGCGCUCGGUCCAGCAUCGACACCGAGCAGCUUGCGAGACACUUGCUCACGGACGAGUUCCUCGAGCGGCAGAAGAGAAUCUUGCGAGUUUUGGCGCGAGAGCCAGUCUUUUCGAAGCAGAACCAACUCAACCUGGGCCAUCCGGAAAGAUACCAACUCGGCCUCGCUCGAGCCAAAACGGUUACACGGCUCGCGACCAAACAUGGCUGGGACGAACAAGACUACAACAUGGCGAGCUAUCUCAUCGACGAGAUGGGUCCUUAUGCCUUGCAGCUUCUCCUGUUCAAAACAUCGAUUCGCGAACAAGGCAGCGACGCGCAAAAGGAGCAUUGGCUUCCAAAAGUCGACAACUGGGAAAUCAUCGGCGCCUACUGCCAGACCGAACUCGGACACGGCAGUAACGUCAAGGGGCUGGAGUGCGUCGCCACAUGGGACCCUCGGACGAGAGAGUUCGAAAUACACAGUCCUACACUGACCGCCAGCAAGUGGUGGUGUGGAAGUCUAGGCAGGACCGCGAACCACGCCGUGGUGGUGGCACAGCUCCAUGCGCCGGACCCGAAGACCAACCUCUACAAGUCGUACGGGCCGCACCAGUUUAUCGUGCAGGUGCGCGAUAUGAAGACUUUCGAACCCUUGCCGAAGAUCACCAUUGGCGAUAUUGGGCCCAAGUACGGAUACGCCGCCAUGGACAAUGGCUACAUGCUCUUCGACCACCUAAGGGUGCCCUCGUCGGCGCUUUUGUCGAGGUACGCGAGGUUCAACGCCGAGCUUGGGAUCCCGAAUACCGCGUCAGAGAAGCCGGCGAUGGUGUACGGCUCGUUGACGUAUGUCCGCGCGCAGAUCGUCAUGCACGCCCGACUGGUGCUGGCGAGGGCGUGCACCGUCGCCGUGCGCUACCUCUCGAUCAGACACCAGUUUCCGGAUCGAGAUGCGAAAGGCGACGCACCUGAGCAGGCCGUGUUGAACUACCCCACGGUGCAGAUCAGGAUUCUACCCCUGCUUGCCACAGUCUUUGCCCUUCACUACACUGGGGCCGCGAUGGAGAGUCUCUACUGGCAGACUCGGGCGUCGAUUGAACAAAAAGGCGAUUUUUCGCGGCUAGGCGAGAUGCACGCAAGCUCCUCGGGCUUGAAGUCGCUGUGCACGACCCUCGUGGCCGACGGGAUCGAAACCUGCAGACGAGCGAUGGGCGGGCACGGGUUCGGGGGCGACAGCGGCAUGGUCGCCCUGAACAAUGAGUACCUGUCCAAACCGACCGUUGAGGGGGACAAUUGGAUGAUCACGCAACAGACGGCGACUUACCUGAUCAAACGAAUGUCCGAAGCCAUCAAGUACCCGGGUACUCCGGCGCAGGAGCCAAUAGAUGUCCAGUUUAAAGAGUUCCUCCGUGCCCGGGACGUGGUCCCCGUUACAUUUGACAUUUUCGAGUGCGAUGAGGACUUGGUCAAGGCGUUCCAACAUCGCGCCGCGUACCUGUCUUAUCAGCUCUAUCAAGCCCGCGUGGUCGAAUGCCGGCCGUGGACCAGCCUGAUGAUCUCCCUCCACAGAGCCAGCAAGGCGCACUCGGAAAGCCUGCUCGUUUCGAACUUUUACAACGCGGUGACUGCGGCGUCCAGCACCAGCUCCAGCCCGGACGGUGCACUAGACCGAGACACGGCAUCGCUCCUCGGCGUGCUAUUCCGACUCUUUGCGCUGUUCACGCUCGACGCCUCGGCGCUGGAAUUCCUGACCUCCAACGCCGCCCAGGUCUCCCAGCUCCGACACACGACGCGCCGCAUCGAGGCGCUCAUGGUGCAGGUCCGGCCCCACGCCGUCCGGCUCGUCGACGCCUGGUCUAUCCCUGACUACCUGCUCGCCAGCUCGCUGGGCCGGUACGACGGGGACGUGUACAACGACCUGUUCCGGCGCGCGCACGUGGUCAACCCGCUCAACCGCACGACGUUCAACCCCGACUGGACGACCGACGAGAUCAUCAAGGGCGAGGGUCCCGAGGCGGCGAGGAGACGGAUCCGCCAUCUCGCUCUGGGGGAGGCAGACGAGCGGACGGUCGGAGAGACGAGAGCGAGGUUGUGA